AUGGCUUGUCUCGUUGAGCAAUCCCCGUGGGGACGUGUCCUGGCCCAUGACAUCGCCAAACAAAUGCGCAGUAAGUUCAUGGACGGCGAUAUCAGGAACCCGUCGAACUAUUUCCUGACGAACAUCAACACGAAGGCCAAACACGCGAUGCACCCGAGGAGCGACGACGAGGAGUUCCAGGCGUACAAGACGGCCAAAUCACGCCGGGUCGAGAGACAGGCCAGGGGGGCAGGCGAGGGACCGAGGGACGGCUGGGAGCCGGUGAAAUCGCCGAGCCAACUCAACCAGCACGACCUACCCGGUGGACUUGGUUGGGAACGUGUCAUGGACUCGCUGGACGACGACCAGAACCUGGUCAUCGAGGGUCGGCUGAGGAGGCAAAGGACGGAGGAGUUGAAACGCGAGGGCAUUGACACGCCGGAGCAUGGCGCAGGACACCCCUCGGUGGACAGACCUAAGGGUUCUUUCGUGCCGAGACAGCCAGUCUUGGUGCCCACCCCAGCGGCCACCCAUGCACGUGGAGAACACGGCGGACGCACCCCCCAUGGCCCACCACGGCCCUCCACUGCCUCGUGGCCCACCCGCCGGACGUGCCCCGUCGACCACAUCCAGCAGUGCAGCAGCUUCGUCUGGGCCGACCAUAAGGCCAAUUUCAAAGACGACAACGCGACGUGGAGCAGAGCGCUGGACGCACGAAGGCGCGAGGAUAUCAAGCCCGCCGUUCCACAAGCCCCGGCCAAGGCACCCGCUGUUCCCUCCAAGAAAACCACGAAGGCCGAGCCACCAUCGGAGGACGAUCGGAUGUCUGUGCAGUCCGCAGGUCAAAAGUCGACGACGUCCAAAAUGGGGGUCCACUCGCAGUUCUCCGAUGCCACGUUGGACACCAGUCUGCCUGGAUCCGCGACGGCCACGACAAAGGACAAGGACAAGGCCAAGCUGCUCAGGGCCAUGCAGAUCGCAAAGGAAGAGAUGGAGGCCAAAAAACUCGAGGUCCAGUUCUUGAAGCUGCAAUCACAGCUGGAGGACCCGGAGGACGAAGAUGAAGAUGUCAACGUCGAGGAACACCCGGUGGACGACGACGACGAC
Messenger RNA from Symbiodinium sp. CCMP2592, 1086 nucleotides. Lineage: Eukaryota; Dinophyceae; Suessiales; Symbiodiniaceae. The record is from the annotation of a GenBank genome assembly.